This is a messenger RNA of Neocloeon triangulifer, 2422 nucleotides long. RefSeq names its product nuclear hormone receptor HR96 (gene Hr96). The transcript has 9 exons. The coding region runs from base 233 to 1918 and encodes 561 amino acids. NCBI's taxonomy places the organism in Eukaryota, Metazoa, Arthropoda, Insecta, Ephemeroptera, Baetidae. The record is from RefSeq and is a predicted model, not a curated record. Gene Ontology annotation, biological process: cell differentiation; negative regulation of transcription by RNA polymerase II; positive regulation of transcription by RNA polymerase II. Gene Ontology annotation, molecular function: zinc ion binding; RNA polymerase II cis-regulatory region sequence-specific DNA binding; nuclear receptor activity.
CGCCAUUUGUACUACUUUCGUUAACCUGAGAUUUCUUGACUCUUGUUGUUCAUCAACCCUCCCCGUUACGCCCCUUUCAUGGUACGCCUCUGGACCUACGGACACCCAGGAAUCGCUCUGAUUCAAUCGUCUCGCAGUGCAAUGAGGAAAAACCUACACUGAACUUAUUGCGAGUUAUUUGCCUCUGCAACAGAAGUUUUGUGCCCAGGAGAAGUCAUUAACAAGAAAAGAAAUGUCAAGUGAUUCGCCCACAAGAGAGGAUGUCGAGGCCAGCAAGAACAAGGUGGACAAUAAAGAGUGUGGAGUGUGCGGCGACAAAGCCUUUGGUUACAAUUUCAACGCUGUCACAUGUGAAUCUUGCAAGGCUUUUUUCCGAAGAAAUGCCUUGAAAAAUAAGGAAUUCAGGUGCCCCUUUACUGGAAAUUGCAGCAUCACGGCAGUCACCAGACGAUUCUGCCAGAAGUGUCGACUGCAGAAAUGUAUCGACAUUGGUAUGAGAAAGGACUGGAUUAUGUCCGACGAGGACAAACAGCUGAAGAAGAUCAAAAUCGAGCAAAACAGGGCAAAAAGACGAGACAGCCGAGGAAAGAUGUUGGAUUGUAUUAGGCCAACAAAGGUUAUGAAGCUAGAUGAAGAAGAGGACACCGGAGGCCUGCCUGAGAGCCCCUCGACUACCUCGUUUUAUCCCUCCAGUCCAUCAAGCUCUUCAUCUUCCGUAGCUGUGAGUGUCAUCACCUCACCCCAACCACGGCUCGAGGCUGCCGAAGGAGCCUUACCUGUUCCUGCUCAGCCCAUUGCAGGGGCCAGAGAAUCUGUGUGCGCUCUGCCCCUACUCUCGUCACUAAUCGGGCCUUCGUCGGGGGAAAACUUGUCUUCCGACUCAGCCGAUGUACAUGAUGCAAGGGGCAGUGGGUCAUCUUUAGAGGAAGAGUCGAACAUCAAAUUUGAGCCGCUUUCACCACCUGGUUUGCCGCCGUUGCCAACUGCUUUUUUGGCAAUUCCAUCACCAAAGAGCACCGUGUGUUCAUUUAAUGGUGGUGACAAUCAGACGGAGGAAAACUCGGAUGCUUUCAUGCCGUCAGCAAGCAUGAAUAUUUGUGAGCCAAACUCUAUUGAGUCGAUACUGAGUGAGGCCAUAAAACUUGAGUUUGAAGCUUAUGGUGCCCGAGCUGCAGCUAACAACAACCGCCCGCUUAAUGAGUCUGAGCGAGCCAAACUAAACGAACUUGUAUUGGCUAACAAAGCCCUGUUGGCUCCAUUGGACGACGACCUAAAUGCUCUUGUUGGAGAAGACUCCAAAUUCAAUGACGGGCAGGGUCCUAUGCUGCUAGAUGUCAUAAACUUGACUGCAAUUGCGAUUCGAAGGUUGAUCAAAAUGGCCAAAAAGAUCAGCGCCUUCAAAAAUAUGUGCCAAGAAGACCAAGUAGCUCUGCUGAAAGGUGGCUGCACUGAAAUGAUGAUCCUUCGAAGUGCCAUGACUUAUGAUCCUGAUAAUGCUGCAUGGAAGAUACCUCAUAGUCAAGAGCGUCUAAAUGUUAGAGUUGACGUUCUAAAGGAGGCAAGAGGCAACAUUUACCAGGAGCACCAGCGCUUUUUACAAACCUUUGAUGCUGCCUGGCGUAACGACGAAAGCAUAAUGUUGCUUUUAGGUGCCAUCACGCUGUUCACCCCAGAUAGGGCUAAUGUGGUCCACCAGGACGUUAUCAAACUUGAACAGAAUUCCUACUACUACCUAUUGAGGCGAUAUCUUGAAAGCAAAUUUCAAGGCUGCGAGGCAAGGUCUGUCUUCUUGAAACUUAUCCAGAAGAUGGCCGAACUUCAUAAACUCAAUGAAGAUCAUGUGCGCGUGUACCUUGAUGUCAACCCUAGAGAUGUGGAGCCACUGCUGAUUGAGAUUUUUGAUCUCAAGCAGCGCUAAGUCAGUUUCAGGUUAAUAAUUUUACAACAACUCUCCUAAACAAAACCUAAAAAGCAAACCCGGACUGGUGCAAAUCUUUCCAACCCUUCAUUUAGGCAGCCGACUUAAAAAGUGUGUGGCUAGCCAGGCUCGUAAGUCCUAUUUUAAAAGAGCCUCGGUCCGAUGGGAGUUUUCCCCCCACAGACCAGUCCGAGCCUGCUGCUAAGUGAUUUUGUUUAUUGUGAUGCCUUGGCCUUGUGAUGAAAUUCUUGCUUAAUUUAAAACUUGUUAAUGUUUAUUACGUUUAUUAUAAUCAUAUUUUAUCCACAUUGGGUUAAACUUUUUAUCCACAGUAUGUGGAUUUUGAAAUAAGGUACAUUACAUUAUUUUAUGCUGCUGAUUUGUGUGCAUCAAUGAACAAUACAAUUAUUACCAAUUCAUCUGAAGUAAUCAUCGAAUAUUCUCUGCAACUGCGCAAACAACCUUUCUUUCCCCUAAACAAAUGUUCUAAAUAAACUAGCAUAA